Miscanthus lutarioriparius is the source of this 273-nucleotide messenger RNA. The record is from the annotation of a GenBank genome assembly. Lineage: Eukaryota; Viridiplantae; Streptophyta; Magnoliopsida; Poales; Poaceae.
AUGGCCACCGCGAGCGAGUGCACCAUCUACGGGCUCGACGGCGCCACGGCCACCACCAUCACCUUCAAGAACUACCAGCCCUUCGUAUACCUUGUAGGGUCCAACAUCGCAGUGACGAUCCUGGAGGUAGCCGCGAUCUACGUGCAGGUCGGCAAGGGCGACGACGGCGAGGAUGCGCCCAUGAUUCCCCGUGUCGUCCUGGUUGUCGUCGACGUCGCUGUGCAGAUGCUGCUCUGCUCGGCCACCGGCGCGGUGUUCGCGGCGGUGCGGUGA